Pararge aegeria (speckled wood butterfly) is the source of this 8568-nucleotide messenger RNA. It is a transcript of the gene unc79, whose product is annotated as protein unc-79 homolog. Gene Ontology annotation, molecular function: protein binding. The coding region runs from base 294 to 7937 and encodes 2547 amino acids. NCBI's taxonomy places the organism in Eukaryota, Metazoa, Arthropoda, Insecta, Lepidoptera, Nymphalidae. The transcript is spliced from 55 exons. The record is from RefSeq and is a predicted model, not a curated record.
UACAGUAUUUUUCACUGACCGAUCACAACUGACAUGGCAACUCCGCAGGUCUUUCAUAUGUCACUGUCAUAUGACAUUGACGUGAUUGACCCAAUAAAUAUCGCGUUGCGCGGUAAGCUCAAAUGAAAACAAUGUUAUUUACAAAGCAUAAGUUUCCGAUCGAUAGCCUGAAGAGAAGAGUAAAUCUAGACUCAGGUCUCAUCUCUUUCGCCCAGGCGGACCGCGAUCUACGCCUAAAUUGUUGUAUACUGUAUUGAUUAGAGCUUUCCUUCCACUUCGCGUGUGUCAGUCAAAUGCAGGGCAGUUUUAAGAUACAACUGAUUAACAUGGGGACGCGGGCGGCGGCCUUCACGGCGAAGAUCCGGAGCCUAUACGACUGCCAGCUCCGGCUUAUGCACAACAUCCAACCGCUGCCCUCCGGCACAGACAUCGCCAACACCGUCAAAUACUUCUCGCAGACUCUGCUCAGUGUUCUCAAAGAUGUCCCGCGAUCCCCUUUGGAAAUGAUCCGUGACGCGGACAACGAUGCUGAGCGGAUGGGCCUGUACCCCAACCUGGACUACAAGGGACUGUUCAACGCGAUAUCACAACUCGUUGACUCGGCACCUCACUUGCAGUAUGGAAUACAAGCAUUCGGCCAAGCAGUGUUACAGUGCCUUGGCUGCCUGCUACCGUUUUUGGAGUACGACAUGAUCGACAACCUUCCGUACUUAGUCGCGUACUGCGUGGCCGUGUUCCCUGCUAACCUGCACCAGGGGAUACUACAUCUGCUCUGCUAUUACAUACUGCCUUUUACUAUCACUCGACGGUAUUCGGGUCUCGAGGAAGAGAGUGAGGCGUCUCAGUCUGUAGGUGCCAUCAUAAUGAUGGUGUUCCAGCACUCUAGCAAUCCUGCGCACCACUGCCAGCUGCUGGAGUGCCUCAUGGCCAUGAAGCAGGGCGUGGUGAAGGACGUGCUGUGCGUGGUGGCGUACGGCACGGGCGGCGCGCGCGUGUCGGCCGCCAAGCUGCUGUUCUACUACUGGCCGCCCUUCGACGCCACGCUGUUCGACCGCAAGGGCCUGCUGUGCAAGUUCACCAAUGAUCUGGUCCCAUUCUUCUGCCAGCGGGACAUGUGCCCGAACGCCGGUUCAGCCGAAGCGGCGAAGGUGUGCUACGACCACUGCAUCAGCGUCACCUUCGCCUCCGACACGCCUCCGCCCCUGUAUCUGUGCAUUGAAUGCGCUAAUGAAAUACACAGAGAACAUCCAAACCAAAGGUUUUUCGACAUUUUGCACCCCCAACAGCAAGUGUCGAUGGUGUGCGAAAACAAGAAUUGUCGAUCAGCGGAUAAGGCUGCAUACUCGAUUUGCUUCUCCAACGAAUGCGCCAGUUACAAUGGAAAUCAUCCCAUACGCUACUGCCAGCAGUGCCACGGCAACCGCCACAACAGCCGGCGGGGCGGCGACCACGUCGUGCACACGCGCCUGCCGCCCGCCUGGCAGAUGGACAGCGACAUGCAGACCAACCUGGUCGAGGCCAUCAUCAGCCUUCUGAAAGAAGCUAAGCCAAUAAACAUGGAAGACCCGGACAGUUCUACAGAAGCGAUCAAGUCAACGUUGAGCGUCAACCUUCCCGAUCCGAUACCCGUUGAAGAUAGACAGUUACUUGGCAGAUACGGGGUGUGGUUAAUGGUGGGUCUGUGUUCGCCGAACCCCGACACGCCAGACGAAGUACUAGGACGACUUCUUUCUGUCCUCUUCCAUUGGUUUCAUGUCACAUCCUUCUCAUAUUCUGGUGAAAUAGCAAACACCGUGGAGAAGUUGAAAUCGGAACACGUGUGUCCGUGGUUGCGGAACAUCGCGGAGAAGCACCGGCGCGUGCUGACGUCAUGUCUGCUGCCGCACCCGCCGCAACACAUGCGCGUGGCGGGCCACUGGGACAACCUAGGCUCCAAGAUCGCUCAUCUCAAAGAUGGGCUCAACAGAUUAUACUGUUUGAUCCCAUACGGUAUCAUCACCCAGUCUAUUUGGGACUACAUCAUGCCGCAUUGGAUGGAUGCCAUUUGCGAAGAUGUUCCGGAAAAGGAGCUGCUGGAGCUGAAGGUGUCGGUGGCCAAGGUGCUGGAGCCCGACGGCAGUAUGCUGGGCGUGGACGAGCGCAACCUGUACAACUUCGCCAUCCUGCGCGUGUCCGACCAGCCGCGCCCCGACACCGUGCUGCCCGUGCUGGAGUGGUUCCAGACAAUAUCGCUGCUGGAAGUAAAGAUACCGUUGUCAACUUUAUUCGACCUCUUCAGUCACUGCGUUGUCAAUUUACCUGAGAGGAUUUGUAAACCGCCUAACGGUAUGUCCUCAGUGGAUGUCAAUAAGCCGAAGGAAAAUGGAACGAGUGACCAAACGUCAAAUAACGAAAAGGAAAAGGACAAAGAUGACGAGACGAAGCCGCAGAAUCUGACAUGUUGCAUACUGAUGCUCGAUAUACUUUUGAAGCAGAUGGAGCUUCAACAUCAUCGCAUCAACAUACAGAAUGUGAGCAGUGAGGCAACGAAGUUGUUACGUCUCAUGUUGAAGUCAAAUCAAAUGAACACAAUUGAACAUGCGGAGUGCCGGUCAGCGGGAGCGUGCGCGUACUGCGAGGCCGCGGCGCUGUGCCACCAGCUGGCCGUGCGGCUCGUACGUACGCUCGUGCCGCACUCGCCACCGCAUCACUCGGAGACAUCGACCGAAGAGGCGUGGUCCGAAACCCUCACAAAGAAGAACCAAUCAGAAGACGAGCGCAGUAAAUCCGGUGGGACGCCCGCGACGUCUGUGGACGCACUCAUGACCAUCGCGCAUCCGCUCUCCGAGAAGGGUUCUGUAGGAGGGGUGCUCGUUCAUAUGCCGCAUUUUGUUCAUUUCAUGCAAAUGUCACUAAUAAGCGACAUCGGGUCGGACGCCACUCUGACAAAAUCGUCAGGCGAUACGCAAAUUAUGACGGCAACGGUUGAGACAAUAACGGAACAGCUGGACAUGGCGGUGUCUUUGCCGCCCGCGGAACAGCCACCCGUGGCGACGGCGCACUCCAUUACACUGACGGACACCGAUGUUGCCACUGCAACUGCCAACGUAUCCACGCCUAACUUAUUGGGCCAGAAUGAAGGAGAAUCAGUGGAUGAUGAUAUGACCAACUUUUGGCCCACUUCUGCGGGAAAGUUUCAUUUCUGCAUUGAAGAGCUGCCUCAGGAACUUCAAUACAUUCAUCAAUUGCUACAGGAGCUGAAGAACACUAAACGACCAGAUGUACUGUACCAUCUACUGCAGUGUCUUCAAGUGCUGGUGCUAAACACUGAUGCUCUGGCGGAACAUAAAGGCUUCUUGAUAUGGUGCCAAGAGAAUCUCCUCAUUGAUAAUCUUUGGAACGUCUGCGAUGCGGCCCAGUCUCAUAUAAGCUCGGUGGCAGUGCCCGUGUUGCUGCAUUGUGUGACGCUGACGGGCGGGGUAGACGUGUUCUGCGCACUCGUGAGGGACGCCUUCCACCAUCCUGAUGCGCAAAAGCGGUUUACGGCCGUCGAGCGCGUUACCAUGCUUAUAAGGUUCAUGGACGGCUCGCCAAUAAAAACUAGUCUGCCUCUGCAGGCGGCCUUGGCGACGGCAUUCUGCUAUCUUAUUUCUAGCAUGGACGACAUUAACGUGUACGUCGCUCAGAGAGCCACUCUCUAUAUCGGGACGAUUCAUGACAAUGCUAUUGACCUACUGCUUUAUUGCCUCGAGACACAAUUCGACCUGGUCAUAGUGGAUCGUCCCAUGAUACUUCAGUCGAUCUACCAGCUACACAACACGCUAAGUGAUCGCCGCAUUCUCACCUGGGAAUUCUUCCUGAAUCGCUUUGAGGCCCUGCUUCUGGAAGCACAGAUCAACUCUAACAAACAUGUUGACUACUCCAGCUUACGGGACCUGCUGAGCCGCUCGGAGUGGGCGGAGGCGCGCGUGCGGCGCGCGCACGAGGCGCUGGCGGGCGCGCCGCGCUCGCUGGCCGCGUCGUUCGGCGCCAAGUGGCCCUACAAGCGCACCGUGUCGGCGCCCGCCGCCGUGCCGCCGCAGCCGCACGCAGUGUUCGCGCCAACGGAAAGGGAGAAGGUUUAUGCGCGCCAGUACUCCGCCCCGCUCCUCAAGAGGAAGACGUCGCGUUUCGGCCUAGGCCUGGGACAGCUAUUGACAACACCACAGGCGCCGCCCGCCACGCCACGCUCCAACAAUACGCACGAUUGCAUGCACUCACUAUCGGGGCGGUCGACUGACGAUACGAUGACGACGGUGUUGCCUAAGGCGGUCGACUUGGAGGAGGCUGAUAAAGAAACUACCAAUUUACUGGUGUUCUUAUUGAUGCAGUUUUUGUCAAGAUCUGACCAAGCGCACCCCACAGAAGACAAGUCUUGUUUGAAGACUCAAGAACUGGUGCUGAGACAUUUGUUCCUGUUGCUGGGAUACAACGCCAUGGAGAGGGUCUUUACUAUAUCACCACACACACUUAGAAUGUCGUCCAUCUUCAACGCCUUUAUGGCGAACCUGCCGCAGGUAUUGGACCAGAACCACGUGAUGGGAGCCAGCAUCGCGGAGCCGACCCUCAUGUUGCUGCAGCACUGCAUCCGGCCGGCGCUGGGCGGCGGCGGCACCGCGGCCGCAGUGCACUCGCUGGCGGCGCUCGAGCCGCACGUGCGGCGGCACUGGCUCAUGGCGCUGCUGGUCGUGCUGUACAAGUACCACUACAGCAGCGGGGCGCUGUGCGCGCUGGCCGGCGCGCUGGUCCGUGCCGUGCUGCAGUCGGUGGAGGCGCAGUACCACCAGUGCAAGCGCAUCCCGCCCGUGCUGCUGUUACCGCAGCAACGGCCGCACUGCUCCCAGCAGCACCACGCCAGAGAGAAUCGUGAAGUGCCAUUAAAAGUAGAGGAGCCGACCUCGCACAAGUCGCCCGCUCAUUGGCCCGAGCCGCCGGAACCUGCCAAGUACCAGCAAUGGAGUCUCGAGCAGGAGUCGUCCGAAAGCGAGCUGAUAGCCAUCCCAGAGACCAGCGACAAAUCCGACACCACCGUCCACGGCAGCACUGCUCCCGGCUCAUUCGACGAACCGUCUCACUAUGAAGAACCGCCAACCACUACACAACCGCACGGCGUUUCCUACCCGGGAUUUGGCAAAGUUCCAGCCGCAGUGGGAUCGCGCUCGGCUCACCAGUUGUCUACGAGUUCAUCCGUCUCAAUCGGCAGCGAUUCAUCCAAUUUGAAGUCGACGCCCAUGAGCGGUCAAUCAGUGGAAAUUUGGCCCGACCAGCUCCAUCAGCAACCUUCGCCGCGGACUAAGAUACUCGGCAAGCAGAAGCGGAUUGUUGUUGGCAGUAGUACGUCCCCGGAUACAGCCGCGUCGUCCAACGGCGACGCACUCGCCCAGCCCCAACAACACGCAUUACUACGAAGCCCUGGUGUGGCGUACGCGUCACCCGAGUCUCCGCUAUCAAAAAUGGAGGUGGCGUGGAACGGGCCUUCCCCGCACCCCCCGCACCCGCAACACCUGCCCGCGCACACCUUCCACAUUCCGCCGCCUGCACCAGAAAGAUUGUUGCCUAUCGGUCCGAAGCCCAAUAAAGAGCAGUAUCCAGUGUUCAACGCGCUGGUUGACCGAGUUCGUGAGGCUCUCAAUAUACCUGACGUGUUUUCAGACGACUCCGCAGAGCGCACGGACUCGAGCGAGGCGGAGCAGGCGCCCACCAGGCCUCAUCGGCUCGCCGAUCGACCCUCGUCGGAGAGCUUCCGUUCCCCUCGUCGCCUCGCUCGCCAGGCGGCACAGCUGGGCUCGCCGCCCCCCGCCGCCCCGCAACCGUCGCAGCCCCCGCAGCCGCCGCCCCCGCCACAGAACGCACCAACGCAAAGGCCGGCGCGACCCCUAUCUACAGACGGCGGGCAGGCGUGGUGGGGCGGCACGCGGCGCGCGGCGCGCCGGGCGGCGCACGCGCAGCCCGCGCCGCUGCGGCCCGACGCCACGCUGCGGUAUCGAUGCGGGGAGUGCGGCGGCGCGGCGGAGCAGUACAGCGACGAGGAGCUGGGGCUGUGCGUCAUCGUGCUGGCCACGUUCGUGCGCCGCGAGCCCGCCGCCGCCGCCGCGUUGCUGCCGGCCUUGCUGCACAGCGUCACCCGGGUGGUGCAGCUGGGCGGCUACUCGUGGCAGGCGGAGAGCAGCACGCGGCUGCCGGGCAGCGCCGUGCUGGUGGCGCACCAGUUCCUGCGCUGCGUGCUGCACCAGCUGGCGCCGCACAACGUGUUCCUGCAGCUGUUCCUGCAGCGCACGCCGGAAAAACAGCGUCAAAUGUUCUUCAAGAGCGUGGCGCAGGCUUUCGUGGACUUCAACGAGCUGUACCCGUGCGGACCCUUGCAGUUGCUCAUAGAACAUCUGAACUCUAAGAAGACCUUGCCUAUUGAUCAAAUGGGCGUGAUAGCGGGAAACAUGGCGAUGUACCUGGAGUGCCUGGCCCCCGAGGCGCUGGGCCCGGUGAGUGCGUGCAGCGCGCUGCUGGCCGCGCUGGACACGUUGCUGCGUGCAGUGGCGCUGCAGCUGCCGCAAAUGGACGACGCGCUGCCGCUGCUGCGGGUGUGUGCCGCCGCGCUGCGCGUGCCCGCCGCCACGCACCACAAGAGCCUGCUGGAGCCGAUGUCGAAGAUCGUGAGCUUCGCGGUGCAGAACUGCGGCGUGCGGCUGUGCGCGCUGAGCGAGCUGGGCGCGGGCUGCGUGCGGGCCUUCGCGCGCGACCGCGACAAGCUGCUGCUGUGCCGCGUGCUGGUGUACGAGCUGCUGCUGGCGCUGCGGGCCAAGAGCGCGCCGCCCGACCGCACGCUGUGCGCGCUGCUGCAGUUCGUGCUGCAGGGUCACGGUUGCACCUUGUUGCUGCCUCCGCAACUCAACACCGGGGAGCUGUUGUCAGGCGGAGGGCCUGAAGCGAGGGACCUGGGCAGCGGCCCGGUGGAUUGCAUGAGGCCGCAUCUCGCAGAUAUGAUUGACCUUCUGCACGAUCCGAAUCUGCUUAACAAAAUUAAGGGUUCAGUGUCAAAGUCAAUAGUGAACCGAAACCUCAUAUGCCUCAAUGAAGAUACCCUGGGUGCGAUAGUGAAGGGAGGCAUAGCGCAGUACGUGGCGAUGGAAUUGGCUUUGGAACAAAGCCGCGGCAAGCAGGACCGCGGUCCGACCAGGCAUAUGAUGCCUUGGCUUACUACUACCUUACCUGGGUCACGCGACGUGGCCGAAUGUGUGGGCCGCGUGCGUCUGGUGUCGUGGGUGGUGCUGGGCGCUCUCAGCAACGCUCGCACGCAUCCUUUGCAGCUGCCAGUGCCAUUAGAUGCUACCUGCCAUCUCACGGAUCAUAUCCAGACGAUAAUGUCGUCGUACGUGGAGCAAGCCCAGGACGCGCAGGGCAAGGGCGCGGCGGGCGGGCCGCAGCGCAUGAGCGCGCUGUGCGGCGCCUUCCUGCUGUGCCAGCUGUGGACGCUGUACGUGUGGCGCUGCGGCGGCUGCUGCGCGCCCGCCGCCGAGCCGCAGCACGGCGCGCACGCGCUGCUGCUGCACUUCUGGUGCAAGCUGGUGCCCACGCUCACGCAGCUCACGCACGCCAACAAGCUGUUGGCCGAAACAGUGAACUUGCAUUUCCUGAGUCUGCUGGAGUCGCUGCUUGAAUGUAACUCCACGGUUCUGAACAAGCUGCUGCCUCUCUGGACGCCUAUUCUGCAUUCGCCACUCUUCAAUAUGCCCCAGCACGUGGCGCAGCGCCUGGAGGCGUGUCGCGAGAUGAAGCCGGAGGUGGUGACCGCCGCCGCGCCGGGCUCUGGCGCGGCGGGCUGCUGCUCGGCCGCGGCCGCUCGCGAGCACCGGCGCCUGUACCGCCUGCUCACCAAGAUGGCGCAGCUAGAACUGCAACCGCAAUCCUUCUACUUCAUAUAAAUUUAUGAAAUCGGAACAUUUAAAAAAAAAAAAUUCGUAAUUGAAAGACCAACCGUCUGAUUGUAAGCGGAAAACCAUCGCCUUUAAUCAGAUCCACACUUCACAGGGCAUUUGCAGGACCAAUAUGACCGUCCUGCAAUAUGUCGCGAGAGUCCAUUAAUUUGAGUCGUAGAUGUGCCUGUAUUUACACUGGAAACCACGGCGGUAGGUUUGGCGGUAGUAGUUCCGCACACGAGCUCUGACACAAAAAGCUCUGUAAAGCCAUAAAUCAAAAGAAGAAGAAAAGGUUCUGCUAUUACUAGUCAUUUUAGGAAUCAUAAUUUUGCCAUUUUAGGAAUUAUAAUUUUGGCAGCUCUCGCCCGUAUAUUCGAUAUUGUCAAACUUCAUUGACUUUUUUUUAAUAUGAAUUCUUUAUUUGGUAACUAUCACCCAUCUACACUAUUAUAUAACAGAAUAAGCCCGCGGCUCCCCGCGACUAGUUUGUCGUCUGUCCACCUGGUUGGGGGGCGACCAACGCUGCGCUUACCGGUGCGGAGUUGCCACUCUAACACCUUGGAAUCCCAAUGUCCAUCGAUUCUGCGAGCUAUGUGCCCCGCCCUUUGCCACUUCAGGUUCGCGACUCGUUGAGCUA